AUGUCCCGACUCUACAUUGAUAUAGCAUUAUGCUUGAUUAAACUCGUAAUAACAGCAUUUGACGUCUUCACUUUACCAUUGUAUGCAGUUUUGCAGAGGCCUUGGAAAUACUGGAAAAAUAAGGGGCUGCGCUUUGGGAUUCAACUAGAUCCGGGCAACCCGGGAUCUCCGUGUGUCAAAGCGGAGACGAGCAGAGUGGACAGACUUUUAGAUAUCAGGACAAUGGAUGAGCUGAUGAGAGCGGCCUUCAACAAGUUCAGCGACCGACCGUGCUUGGGUACACGUCCUGUCCUAGCAGAAAGCGAAGAAAUGAAGGACGGAAAAGUUUUGAAAAAGUUGUCCCUUGGUGACUACGAAUGGAUAACGUUCAGUAAUGUGGACUGCAAGGUGAACCUGAUUUGUCGAGGUCUGAUGGCUGUCGGUAUAAGGCCGCGUAAAUACUUGGCCGUCCUUGCCGAAACCAGACAAGAGUGGAUUCUCACUGCGAUGGCUUGUUUUCGCCUCAACGUACCAUUGGUGACGCUGUAUGCAACAUUGGGUGAAGACGGUAUCAUUCGAGCUCUCCAGGACACUGAAGUAAGUCACCUCGUGACUUCUUAUGACCUAAUGCCAAAGAUUGCUAGCAUCGUACCCAAGACACCUUCACUAACGCAUGUCAUAUAUAUGGAAAGUCCAACGCCAAAGAAACUGGUGGUAGAACCUGAUAGGGUAAAGAUCAUUCCAUUUUCUGAGCUAGAAAAACUCGGCAAAACGUCAAAAACGCCUUCAAAUGGAGUGGCACCCACGGCAGAUGACAUUGCAAUUAUUAUGUACACAAGUGGUGCCACCGGCAUUCCCAAGGGUGUGAUGGUUACCCAUAAAAACAUAGUUUCUACCGUAAAGGGUCUCAGUGUCAAUUGCCAAGAGCAAGGCGGUAGUAACAAUGAUGCGUACAUUGCCUACCUACCUCUCGCUCACAUCAUGGAGCUCUUAACCGAGUGUCUCUCUAUUGGGCUGGGAGCCAAAGUAGGUUUCUCCUCUCCCCUAACCCUAACCGAUAAAUCAACUGGAUUGCAGCCCGGAAUUCCAGGGGACGCAACCUUACUUCAACCUACCGUCGUUGUGUGCCCACCACUCAUUCUUGACCGCAUUCGCAAAAGCAUAACAGAAAUAGCGGCGUCCAAGGGACCCUUCUUCGCCCGCGUGUUUGAGUACGCUGUUGCAUACAAAUGCUUCUGGUUGCGGCUCGGUUUCAAUACGCCGAUUCUCAAUAGAUUGGUGUUCAACAAAAUGCGCGCUUUGCUGGGAGGACGAUUCACGAUGGUGGGCACUGGAUCUGCUCCACUUGCUGUGGAUACAGACGCGUUCAUCAGGGCGUGCCUCGAUUGCUGUCCUGUGGGAGGCUAUGGUCUUACGGAGACUGCUGGUUCUGCCACACUCAAGGACAUGGACGAUCAGAGUUUCGGGCGAGUCGGGUCGCCGAUUCUCGGUAGCUACGUCAAAUUGGUCAACUGGGACGAAGGCGACUAUCGCGUCUCCGACAAACCACAUCCUAGGGGCGAGAUAGUAGUUGGCGGAGAUUGCGUGACGCAAGGAUAUUUUAAAAAUGAGACUCUUACCAAGGAGUAUUUCAAGAAAGAGGACGGCAUGCAAUGGUUCUACACCGGAGACAUCGGGGAAUUGUACCCUGACGGCACCUUCAGUAUCAUCGACCGUAAAAAGGACCUGCUGAAGCUUCAGCACGGAGAAUAUGUAUCUCUGGGAAAAGUUGAGACAGAGCUUAAGACAUGCCGGUUGGUGGACAACAUAUGCGUUCACGGUAAUUCUUACGAAUCGUAUCUAGUUGCUCUUGUGGCACCUAACCCAGUCCAAUUAAACAAACUGGCUUUGCAGGAAAAAAAGAACGACUUGAGUUUUAACGAACUUUGCAGAGAUAAAUUGAUUACUAAACUUGUUGGUGACGCUAUUACUGAGCACGGACGUCGGGCUCAUCUGCACAAAACAGAAAUACCUGCUAAAGUUAAACUGUGUGCUGAGGACUGGCAGCCGGACACUGGUCUCGUGACGGCGGCCUACAAGAUUCGAAGGCGAGAAAUCGAAAAAUUCUAUCGCAAUGAAAUCAACGAGAUGUAUGGGAUGAACAAGUUUCCUUAAAGAAAGUGACGAGCUAGGUAUCAGCCAGUUUGUAUAUAUUUAUAGAAAGGUUCGAACACGAUCAAGUGGUGUGACAAUAAUCUCCCGUACUUAAGACUUUCGGAAUUUUGUGUGCGUGUAUUGAAAUAUGUAAAGCUCAAUCAAUCUAUACGUCAAUGAGAAAAAUGUUAAUAAUCAAACAAACCAACUGCCGCAAAGUCUUAAAUUGUGUCGAUCAUAAAAAUGUUUUUGCUUUAACAAGAUUUUCUUAUGAAUACGCUGGUUGUUUUUUCCUUUAAUGUUUUUGGUAAAACUGUGAUCAAUGUGCUGAUCCUUAAGCUUCGUUUCCACUGUUUUAUAUUUGUUUAUUUUCAAAGUCCUUUGUUUCACUGCUGUCAUAUUUAUUUGGCCUCAUUGAACGUGCGUUCCAGAAAAUACUGAUAGUCAUUUUUGGAGACUCCUGUGGCUAGAGCACCUACGUGUAUAUCAGGGCCGUUCAAUUGAGUUUCGGUUUUUGUAAAUAAUAAAGCAACCACAAACAUUG
Ixodes scapularis (black-legged tick) is the source of this 2656-nucleotide messenger RNA. Its product is annotated as long-chain-fatty-acid--CoA ligase 4-like. Lineage: Eukaryota; Metazoa; Arthropoda; Arachnida; Ixodida; Ixodidae. Gene Ontology annotation, cellular component: plasma membrane; lipid droplet; endoplasmic reticulum. The record is from RefSeq and is a predicted model, not a curated record. Gene Ontology annotation, molecular function: palmitoyl-CoA ligase activity. Gene Ontology annotation, biological process: long-chain fatty-acyl-CoA metabolic process; long-chain fatty acid metabolic process; neuron differentiation. The coding region runs from base 1 to 2133 and encodes 710 amino acids. The transcript has a single exon.